Messenger RNA from Sclerotinia trifoliorum, 2567 nucleotides. NCBI's taxonomy places the organism in Eukaryota, Fungi, Ascomycota, Leotiomycetes, Helotiales, Sclerotiniaceae. The record is from the annotation of a GenBank genome assembly.
AUGGCAUCUUUAGAAUUGGGAACUGCGACAAGUACAAUUUUCAAUGUUGAUAAGGAAAAAUAUGGACCGAGUCGUGUUUUCAUCAAUCCAGUUGAUUCUACCUCCACGGCAAGUGGAUGGUCACCCACAGGUCAUCUUCCCAAAGGUGUCAAUUUGAAAACUAUCCAGGAAGAAAAUCGUAUCGAAGAUUUCCAACGUUUCAUGUUAUACAAUUUCACAGUACGCGAGCUUGUUGAUUUAGAUGUAGUUAGUGGUAGAAUUCUCGAAGGGCCUCUCAUGAUUCCUAUUCAUCCUAUAUUUUCGAAAAAUGUAUGGGAGCAGUAUGGUCAGAGGCCACUUCAUUGGCCUCAGCAAACCCCCGAAGUAAUAAAAGGCGGAUGGUUCUACUUGACUAACGUUUACGUAUUCAAAGCCAUGAUGCCCGUUUUGACUUUAGCAAGUGCAUUUCUUUCCAGAAUGCAUGCUGUACCGUUUGUAUAUGCCCUACCUAUUUUCUUUUCAUACUAUACAUUCAUGACAAUGCUAAUUCAUUGAUCUUCUUACCUCAGGUAGAUGCCCUACUCUUAGGACCUCGAAAUCCUAUGGAUCAACAUUCCUCGAGUCUCCCUCUACCGACAGGCCUUUGUACAUUCUGGCGCAGAAUCAGAGCAAUAAGCAACGCGAAUAAUUUCGCAGAGUGUGAGAAGGCUUUUAGUACAGCUAUGAAAAAAUUACACAAAAAAGUAAAAUGGGCGUUUGCUCCAGGCGAUCAUAUGCCAUGGGAUAAAGUACCUGGGCAAGGUUCUAGUUGUUUUGGUGUUACUCACGAAGGGAAGGAUUGUUAUGACAAAGAUGUUAUCUGGAUUUUUAUAGACCAGAGACUUUGUGAUAUACUACUGAGAACAGAUUUGACCUCUGGGGAAAAAGCCGGUGCUCAAUAUCUCCUGGCAAUCGUCAUGUGUCAUGAGUUAACUCAUGCUCUUUGGUAUGCUAUUCAGGAUCAAAAGCUUAACCAAGAAUAUGAACCAUUCUUUGAGGAUUCGCCUCAGUGUGAAUUGGGAUAUGAAAUGGAGAAUAGUGUGAUUUAUACAAAAUCAUAUAAAUGUUGAAUGCCAUGCUAAUUAAGAUUAGGUUUUUGGUGGUCUCGUCGAGCCAGUAUUUCAUGCACCUGCAGCUCCUUUUGCGUAUGCGAUGGGUUCUACGUAUCCGAAUUAUGGUAGUAUGGGACAGCGAAUUCCUAAAACACUUAUUAUGGACAAAGCUAAACCAUACAACAAUCAAAUAUUUUGUUAUUUUAUAUCGAUUCAGACUUUGGAAGAUUUAAGCAAUCAGAGUUUUUGGGAUACUGCUAUUCGACGAGUAAGUAUUGUUGACCUUUUAUUUACUCUUGCUACAAGAAUAAUUAAAACUUACUAAUAUUUAUCAACUACAAGUAUGGCUUUUCUGUCAUUCAUGCUCGAUCAAUAAAGCAUGGAUGGAAAAGUGACUUCGAACCCGACUGGGCCGAUGUCGAUGAAUAUGGUGUCCCAGACUACGAGACUAGUGAAAACAAAAGAACUAGUAACCUCAAAGGUAUUCCAUACGAAAUGCACGGCGAAUUAACGGAAGCGGCAACAUCGUACCACGCAAAGCAACUCCCAGCUGUUAGAAAAGCAUCCUUCAAAGUCCUACAAGCGAUAAUUGGAAGCGCAGCGGGAGAGGAACAGUUCUAUGAUUUUACACAAUCCCAAGAAGAUGCACUCUGGGACGUAAGGGAAGCAUUUGUUUCACUGCGUGAAGCAAGAGAUAGAAAUGAUGAAUCAGAACAUGAGAGAUUAGCUUUCGAACUCAUCAAAAUGCUCGACCAGGCAAUUACAAACCACAAAGAAUCCUUUCUCCUCCUAGAAAAAAGCGAAACAUUCAGAGGAGGCGAGAAAUUUCGCGAUCGUCGCGCUACUCUCUUUCGCUGGAAUAUUGGAACUCGAAGACUUCUCAAUGAUUUAUUUACCCUCAUAGAAGAAGUCCCAAACAAAGAAGGAGAUAUCAAAACUACUUUCCAAAAACUUACGUAUCUACUCUGUAAACUCGAAUAUGUCCGUCUACAAAUAUUUCCACCGACAUCUUCAUGGGAUUUCCAAGGCGAGAAUUCCCCCGAAGGAAUCAAAGAGUUAAAACGAUGGCCUAAUAAUUUCUUCUCAGAAGAACUCGCAGAGAUCAAUUUCAUGGCUACUCUCUGGAGUGCGGCAGAAAAAUUCGAUUCAGUACUAUGUCAUGAUUUGGCGGAAGGAAGACUUAAAGCUAAUCGUGAUGCGUCGACUUUAUCGUUUUAUUGUCGCUUUAUUUGUGUGAAUCUUUUGAUGAUUAUUAAGGAUGAUUUUUGGGUGAGGAAUUGGAAGGAGAGAAAAGUUGAGGUCGAUGAAAUGUUAUCGUGGUUGGAGAAAAUGCAGGAUGGUUGUUCGCAGUUUUGGAAAGGUUUGUUUUUUUUGUGGGGGAAUUGGUUUAGGAAGAUUGGGGGGAAGAGUAAAGAAGAGGAGAAGUGGGAGGAGGAGGAGAGGAUUAGAAUUGAGAAUAUUAUGUUGGAAAGGAGGAAGAGGAGGGUUAGGUAUUAG